GGCCCGGCAGAUGAAACCGGCAUUGAUAAAAUCCUGCAAAUAUUUUCACAAGAACCCGAAAUAUGUUUUAAAUAGAAUUGAAUAAAUGAUUGUGCCUUUGGUGACACAUCUCCGGCAAGGUGGGCAGGUGGAAAGUAACUCAAAAACCUAGCAGCCCGCUGUAGUCACAGUGUCAAGUGCCACUGAGUGCGGAGAUCGAAACAUUAUUCAGACGGAAUGGCUGCUACCGACUUUGUUGAGAUAGAUGGAUCCUAUCUGGAGGGUGGCGGACAGGCGCUCCGCAACGCCCUGAGUCUUAGCUGCAUCCUGCGGAAGCCCGUCCGUGUGGUAAACAUCAGGGCCAAUCGCCCCAACCCGGGUAUCUCGCACCAGCACCUGCACGGCGUGAAGCUGCUCCGGGACAUAGCCGAUGCAGAAGUGGUGGGCAAUGUAAUAAAUUCUACCAAAUUAGAGUUCAUACCGACCACCAUACGUGGCGGUAAAUACCGUGUGGUGGCCCAGACGGCGGCCAGCAUCACACUAAUAUAUCAAAUGGCCCUGCCGGUCCUAUUGUUCGCUGGCGGCGCCUCGCAAGUGGACGCAACCGGUGGCACAAACGUUGGAUUCGCUCCGCAGGUGGAGUACAUGAAGCAGGUACUGCUACCCAAUCUCAUGCGCUUCGGGAUUACCUUCGAACUGAAGCUACUUCACCAUGGAUUCUUUCCGCGCGGCAACGGGCGUUGCCUGUUGGACGUGAAGCCGGUGAAUCUUAUAAAGGCUGGGCAGUUGAACAAGUUCGGCCAGUUGGACAAUGUGGCCGGCGUGGCCUACUGCGGCGGACGGCUGCCCAUGAGCAUAGCCCUGGACAUGCAACAGACAGCACGCCGCGAGAUCCAUCGUUUGUGGCCCAGCCAGGACUGCAACAUUGAGACAAAGAAGCUACCGUUCGACAUAGCAUCCGACAAUGGAGCCGGCAUUCUGGUGACUGCACAUACAACAAGCGGUUGUGUUUUGGGAUCGGGCGCGGUGGGCGAGAGGAAGAUGCACGGACAUUUACUCGGUUCGAAUGCCGCCUGCAAGCUAACCGAAUAUGUGCGCAAGGAGGUCUGCAUAGACGCGAACAUGCAGGACCAACUCAUCAUCUAUAUGGCUCUGGCAUCCGGCUGCUCACGAAUGCUCACUGGUCCGCUGACCAAACACACACGCACCGCCAUCCAUGUGGCCGAGCAACUCACAGGCGUCAAGUUCGAGGUGACAAUCGAGAGCUGCGGGCAGACACUUGUCACCUGCGAAGGACUGGGCCGCCUCAACGAGUUAAUUUAACAAUGGAUCUUUAUUACUUACAAUAUUUUGCCUAAAUUAUUGUUUACGUUUAUACAAGAAUAAAACGCGUCGCUACAAACGACGGAAAAUUGCCAGGAAA
Drosophila serrata is the source of this 1402-nucleotide messenger RNA. It is a transcript of the gene Rtca, whose product is annotated as RNA 3'-terminal phosphate cyclase. The record is from RefSeq and is a predicted model, not a curated record. Gene Ontology annotation, cellular component: nucleus. NCBI's taxonomy places the organism in Eukaryota, Metazoa, Arthropoda, Insecta, Diptera, Drosophilidae. Gene Ontology annotation, biological process: RNA processing. Gene Ontology annotation, molecular function: RNA-3'-phosphate cyclase activity.